AUGACAAGUCAAAUAUUAGACCUGGUGAAACGUUUUAAGGUCUUAUGUAAGAGUGAUCCGGAUAAAUCAGAAGCUGUUGUUGCAAUUGAAGUCCUAGCACAACUUCAUGAAUUUUCCGAUGUCACAACAGUCCAAGGGCUUCAUAAUGUGAUGAAUGCAGCUAUAGAACGCAUGUGGAAAGAAGGUGUUAACAAUCUCUCUGUUAUAUCAGCUUGCGAAUUAUUCCAGCGCUUUAUUACGCUAACGACAUUGGAUACAGUUGACUUUGAUGGAUGCAAAAAAGUUCUUUCUGAAAGAGCCCAAAUAUUUAUUAGGAAGGUCGGUUCAUGUAGGCGUAAAAUAGCGGAGAACUUUCUGAAUUACAUCCCUAAUGACUCGGUGAUAUUCUUACACUCUUAUUCCCGUGUUGUUCUUGCUGCACUGGCAUAUGCUGCAUCCGUUCAAAAGCGUCCUCAUUGCUAUGUAACAACAUGUUCACCUAGCGGGUUGGGUGCAAAGAUGACGAAAGCGUUGGCUAAAUUAAAAAUUCCUUGUACUCUUGUUCCAGACAACUCUCUUGCUUACUUAAUGCCACAAGUUGACCUUGUUGUUUUGGGAGCUGAAGCUGUUGUGGAGAGUGGUGGAAUAUUAAAUAUGCUUGGCUCUUCACUGAUCGCAAUGACAGCAUCUUCAUUUGGUAAACCAGUUUAUGUGCUUGCAGAAUCUUUCAAAUUUAUACGAUGUUAUCCUCUUGAUCAACGUCAUAUUCCUGACGAAUUCAAAUGGUCUAACGAUCAUGAGUACGAAUCAUUAUCGCCAUCACCUCUAUCUAAUUUAAGAGAUGGAAACAGCUAUUUAACUGAUAAUGAUGAAAAUAACUUUGAUUUCCCGGAAAUGAAAACUCCAUGGGCUGAUGUUGAAGCACAAAGAGUUUCGGUAAUUGAACAAAAGAUGCCUCGAGUAGACUAUACAAGUCCGUGUUACAUUAAUUAUCUGAUAACAGAUCUAGGUGUUUUAACACCUUCAGCUGUUAGUGAUGAAUUAAUUAAAUUGUAUCUAUAA
Molecule: messenger RNA, 1041 nt
Organism: Schistosoma turkestanicum
Lineage: Eukaryota; Metazoa; Platyhelminthes; Trematoda; Strigeidida; Schistosomatidae
Source: the annotation of a GenBank genome assembly